This is a messenger RNA of Cyprinodon tularosa, 2849 nucleotides long. It is a transcript of the gene syt10, whose product is annotated as synaptotagmin X. Lineage: Eukaryota; Metazoa; Chordata; Actinopteri; Cyprinodontiformes; Cyprinodontidae. The transcript is spliced from 7 exons. Gene Ontology annotation, cellular component: membrane. The record is from RefSeq and is a predicted model, not a curated record. Gene Ontology annotation, molecular function: syntaxin binding; calcium-dependent phospholipid binding; clathrin binding. Gene Ontology annotation, biological process: regulation of calcium ion-dependent exocytosis; cellular response to calcium ion; calcium-ion regulated exocytosis. Bases 1 to 1656 code for a protein of 551 amino acids.
AUGAACCACCGCCCACCCGUCUCGUCUGGAGUGCAAUGGCUUAACAGGAGAGACAUGAGUGUCCGGGCGGAGGACAGCAUGACCCUGUGCCAAAGGGCUCUCCAGAUCGUUACGGAGCUUUGCCUUGCAGGACACGUGGACCGAGAGAAAUGUGCGGAUAUUUUCCCCUCGGAGAGCAGCAUCCAAGGUAAAGGAUACGCAGACAUCUCAAUCAGUCUCCUUGCUGUGGUCGUGGGUUUCUGUGGCCUCGCCUUGUUGGUAGUCUCUCUCUUUGUCUUUUGGAAGCUGUGCUGGCCUAUUUGGAGGAGCAAAACUCUGUCUGGCCAUGUUGAAAACGGCCUCCAUGUGGGUUUCCCCGAGGCGCCUCCUCCCAGCUCCACUCCUGUCAUCGAGUGCAAAGUGGGGGAGGUGGAGAAGAAACACCCGCCGGAGGUAAAAGUAAAUGGACGUAGUUCUGUAAAGUAUCUGGAAGGAGCUAUGAAGAUCAGUCAGACGUCGCCAGACAUUCCCGCAGAGGUGCAAACAGCUCUAAAGGAAAAGAUCAGCAGACAGCCGACAAAGAUCCAAAGGCAGACGACUGAGCCAACAUCCUCCUCAAGGCACAGUUCAUUCCGGCGCCACCUGCCUCGUCAAAUGAAUGUCAGCAGCGUAGACUUCAGCAUGGACAAAGUGCCUCUCCGGCAGUCAUCUACAGUGAGCAUCGGAAGAAUAAAACCAGAAUUGUACAAGCAGAAGUCAGUGGAUUCUGAGGACGAAGCCAAAGGGCAUGUUGAAAUCUGUGGGAAACUCAGUUUCUCACUGCGUUACGACUAUGAGGAGCAGGCCUUGGUGGUAAAGAUCCUCAAGGCCUUGGACCUUCCUGCCAAGGACUUUACAGGCACCUCCGAUCCGUAUGUGAAGAUCUACCUUCUGCCAGAAAGGAAGAAGAAGUUCCAGACACGGGUCCACCGCAAGAAUCUGAACCCCACGUUUGAUGAGACCUUUUGUUUCCCUGUGGCGUAUGAUGAGAUCUGCAACCGCAAGCUGCACUUCAGCGUCUACGACUUUGACCGAUUCAUGAGCCACGACAUGAUUGGCGAGGUUGUGGUGGACAACCUUUUCGAACUCUCAGAUCUUUCAAGGGAGGCAGUGGUAUGGAAGGAUAUCCACGCUGCUACCACGGAGAGCAUCGACUUGGGAGAAAUUAUGUACUCGUUGUGUUAUCUGCCCAAAGCGGGGAGAAUGACCCUAACAGUCAUCAAAUGCAGGAACCUCAAAGCCAUGGACAUCACAGGCUCUUCAGAUCCGUACGUGAAGGUGUACCUGGUGUGUAACGGACGGAGGCUGAAAAAGAGGAAAACCACCACCAAGAAAAGCACACUCAACCCCGUUUACAACGAGGCCAUCAUCUUCGACAUUCCUCCAGAGAACGUGGAGCAAGUCAGUCUGUCCAUCAUGGUGAUGGAUUACGAUCGGGUUGGACACAAUGAGGUGAUCGGUGUGUGUCGAGCAGGUCCAGAUGCAGUGGGUCUUGGACGAGAUCACUGGAAUGAGAUGUUGGCUUACCCGCGGAAGCCCAUCACACACUGGCACGCUCUGGGAGAGGGGCAGGGAAGAGCAGCUAGCUUUGAGAGUCAAGGUUCGUGUCCCUCUCCCAAACCUCUGCAGACACCCUGACAAUUCCAGGUACAGUCAGAACAUGGAUUCCGUGGGAAACCAGAGAUCCCUGUUUAACAUUCUCCAGGAUAUAUUGUAUGAAGACUGAUCAUUUCGUCUGUGGUUGUAUUAUUCACUUGAAUCCAACUUAGUUUAGUGCUCCACAGAGACAGCUAUGCACAACACUCACAGCACUCUGCUUUAGACACAGAUAACCAGAAUAGUAGGCAUUGAAUCAAGGAUUUUAUGGUAGAUCAUUCACUGCAGAUAAUUUAACCCCUUUCAGUAUUAUGAGAAUCUUUCAGGCCUAGCUCAUUAAUGUUUUGCUAUUUUGAUUUACAAAUGGCACAAAGUUAAAGGGCUAUGCUGCUUAGAGCCAGGGAAACAUUUAGUGAUGAACAAACAAGUCACAACCUGAUACCUGCAGGUAACUAAAAAUCUGCAGGAGCUUAGUAAAAGUCAGAAAAUGUAUCUGUCACAUAUGUGUUUAAGUAUUAAUCUCUGACUUUAAGGGAAACAACUGCUGCAGGUACAUGUAGCAAACAUGAGAGGAUGAGGAUAGAUAAAUACAAGUUUACUUAAAUUUUAUCUUUGUUUCCUAAAGCCAGAUGGAAUCUCCAUUUUUAAUUGAUCAAAUGAAAAUGUAGAUUUUAUUUUUCUACCAACACAACAGGAUUUAUGUAGCCCAAAUAACAUACUCUAAAUUAACAGCAGUGUUUUCAAACAUCGUUCUAUACUUCAGUUAUCGACUGCAUUGAUUAAGCUUCAGUUCCAGUCAGAGGUUUCCACCUACUUAUCACAGACAUGAUUGAUUAAUUUGGGUUUAUAAAUGCUUCAGCUUUAACGAGGUAUCCAUAUGGAUUUUGGGGCCUUAUAAUGUUUGCUGCAGAUUUGGCCACUGAACAUAAAUCUCCAACUUCAGAGAAUCUAAGUCGUUUUAGUUAAAUAAUGCAUUGCGUGGGUGAAAUUAGUGCUUAUUUUAAGUACUAGCAGUUUGUCUAUUCUGCUCGGAAAUCCUCGGUGCAACAGAUGCUCACUGGAUUCUUCCUCUAUAGACCUAACAUAUAGUGGUGCAUGAAUAUCGCAGUAAUGUAUUUUUUUAAAUACUGACACCGACCAGGGCUGCACAGUGGCCCAGCAAGAGCUUCUGGGUUUGAUUCCAGUCCUUGGAAUGGAGUUUGCAUGUUCUCCCUGAGCAUGCGUGGGUUCUCACC